Messenger RNA from Fragaria vesca subsp. vesca, 1923 nucleotides. Its product is annotated as probable LRR receptor-like serine/threonine-protein kinase At5g45780-like. The transcript is spliced from 11 exons. Gene Ontology annotation, biological process: protein phosphorylation. Lineage: Eukaryota; Viridiplantae; Streptophyta; Magnoliopsida; Rosales; Rosaceae. The coding region runs from base 1 to 1872 and encodes 623 amino acids. The record is from RefSeq and is a predicted model, not a curated record. Gene Ontology annotation, molecular function: protein kinase activity; ATP binding; protein binding.
AUGAAAAAGAACGUAAAGCUGCUUCUUGGGUUUGGCUUCCUCUACUUGUGCAUCUCAUUGCUUGCAGCUUCUGACAGUUUGCUCUCCCCCAAAGGUGUCAACUUUGAAGUGGCUGCAUUGAUGUCAGUGAAGAAGGAGAUGAAGGAUGAGUUGCUUGUAAUGGGUGGGUGGGAUAUCAACUCGGUUGAUCCAUGCACUUGGAACAUGGUGGGUUGCUCUGCUGAGGGAUAUGUAAUCUCCCUUGCAAUGGGCAGCUCGGGGUUAUCUGGAAUGCUUUCGCCGAGUAUUGGGAAUCUGAGUCAUCUUCGGACAUUGUUGCUACAAAACAAUCAGUUAUCUGGUCCCAUCCCAUCUGAGAUAGGGAGGCUUUCGCAGCUUGAAACUCUGGACCUUUCGGGUAACCAGUUUUCUGGAAACAUUCCGAGUUCUUUGGGGUUCCUGACUCAUCUAAGUUACUUGAGGCUGAAUAGAAAUAAGUUGAAUGGUCAAAUUCCCAGCCUUGUUGCUGAUCUCACAGGACUUUCGUUCUUGGAUUUAUCAUUUAAUAAUCUUAGUGGGCCCACACCAAAAAUACUGGCAAAAGGUUUCAGUGUCACAGGGAACAGCUUUCUUUGCAAUCCUUCGUCAACAGACUCAACACGAAUCUGCAUGGAUGUGUCAAAACCAGUAAAUGAUACAGGUUCACCACUAGAAGUCAGUGGUCACCAUCGAUGGGUACUUUCUGUUGCUCUUGGCAUUAGUUGUACAUUUGUUAUUUCUGUGAUGCUGCUUGUUUGUUGGGUGCAUUGGUACAGAUCUCGUCUUCUAUUUACAUCUUAUGUGCAGCAAGAUUACGAAUUAGAUAUAAGUCAUCUGAAGAGGUUUUCCUAUCGUGAAUUGCAACUUGCAACGAGCAAUUUUAGUUCCAAGAACAUCCUAGGACAAGGUGGAUAUGGAGUCGUUUAUAAAGGAUGUCUUCCUAAUAGAACACUGGUGGCAGUUAAGAGACUUAGAGAUCCAAAUUUCACUGGAGAAGUUCAGUUCCAAACUGAAGUUGAAAUGAUAGGCUUGGCUUUGCAUCGGAACCUUCUACGUUUAUUUGGAUUUUGUAUGACAACAAACGAGAGGUUGCUUGUUUAUCCUUAUAUGCCAAAUGGGAGUGUUGCUGACCGGCUAAGAGAGACAUGUCGAGAUAGACCAUCAUUGGAUUGGAACAGAAGACUGUGUAUCGCCCUUGGGGCUGCCCGUGGACUUGUAUACUUGCACGAACAGUGUAAUCCAAAAAUUAUUCACAGGGAUGUGAAAGCUGCAAACAUUUUGCUUGACCAAAAUUUUGAAGCUGUCGUUGGUGAUUUUGGGCUUGCUAAAUUGUUAGAUCAGAGGGAAUCACAUGUCACUACUGCAGUGCGGGGCACUGUAGGACACAUAGCUCCGGAGUAUCUCUCCACAGGACAGUCUUCUGAAAAGACUGAUGUUUUUGGAUUCGGGAUACUGCUUCUUGAGCUCAUAACAGGACAGAAGGCAUUAGAUGCUGGAAAUGGUCAAGUUCAGAAGGGAAUGAUUCUUGAUUGGGUUCGAACCUUACACGAGGAGAAGAGACUGGAAGUGCUAGUGGACAGGGAUCUAAAAGGAUGUUUUGAUGUAACCGAGCUUGAAACAUGCGCGGAGUUGGCUCUGCAGUGCACUCAGUCAAGCCCCAACCUCCGGCCCAAGAUGUCAGAUGUCUUAAAGAUCUUGGAAGGUCUUGUUGAGCAAUCAGUACAGUCAGAAGAUCCACAAGGUGGCACCAACCCAUCUGACAUCAGGACUUGCAGUUUCUCCAGGGAUUACAGUGAUAUUCGGCAAGACUCUUCAUUCAUCAUCGAAGCCAUUGAGCUUUCUGGACCUCGGUAACAACAAAGUCUCAAAUCCACCAUCAAAGUGCAACUGUAUAUGAGUUUUGCA